AUGCAGAAUCUGCUGCUGCUGCUGCAGCAACAGCAGCAGGAUCGAUUCGCCUGUGGGGCGGAGCAGCAGCAGCAGCAGCAACUCAUGCUGCAGCGCAUGCUAGCUUUGCCAGGGAUGCAGCAGCAGCAUCUGCUGCAGCAGCAGCAGCACAUGUUCAUGCAGCAGCAGCAGUUGAUGAUGGCACACAACAUGGAUCAACAUCUGCAGCAGCAGCAAAAGCUUCUACAGUAUCCAGCUAGGCCCCUCCAGCAGCAGCAGCAACAGCAACAGCAGCAGCAGCAGCACCAGCAGCAGCAGGCCAAAGCAGCACGACCCAAGCAAAAGAAGGACUCAAGACGUCCCCCUAGGAAGCCAACAACAAAGGAAGCAAUGCAGGUAGACCAGCAGCCGCAGCAACAGCAGCAGCAGCAACAACAACAGCAGCCGCAGCAGCAACAGCAGCAGCAGCAGCAACAACAACCGCUGCAGCAGCAGCAACAACCGCUGCAGCAGCAGCAGCCGGAGCUGCAGCAGCAGUCACAAUUGGGAGCAAUAGAAGCAAUAGCAAGAGCAGCAGCAGCAGCAGCAGCAGCAGCAGCAGCAGCAGCAACAGGAUUAGCUCUAGAGGCAGAGCUGAUGGCCUGCCCCCUGUAUAAUAAUAAUGCUGUGCCCCAUAGGGGGCCCCCAGGGGCCCCCCGUAUAGUAAUAAAUAAAUAA
Messenger RNA from Eimeria maxima, 696 nucleotides. RefSeq lists its product as hypothetical. Lineage: Eukaryota; Apicomplexa; Conoidasida; Eucoccidiorida; Eimeriidae. The transcript is spliced from 2 exons. The record is from RefSeq and is a predicted model, not a curated record. The coding region runs from base 1 to 696 and encodes 231 amino acids.